Messenger RNA from Trichomonas vaginalis G3, 2649 nucleotides. RefSeq lists its product as uncharacterized. The transcript has a single exon. The record is from RefSeq and is a predicted model, not a curated record. NCBI's taxonomy places the organism in Eukaryota, Parabasalia, Trichomonadida, Trichomonadidae. The coding region runs from base 1 to 2649 and encodes 882 amino acids.
AUGGAUGAGCCAUACGAAUUAGGCAUGAUUCUUGCACAAUUGGUCGAAAAAGACGACAUUCCAAAUUUAAUAACUUUUCUUUUAUUAACUUUAAACAGCAAAAAGCCACCACAACUAUACGAUACAUUAUCAAGUUUACUCUCUAAUAACAAAGAUAAACAGAUUUAUCUCACUUUCGAAGAUCGAAUUCGACCUCAUUUAUCAUUUUUCUUCAGCCAAAUCGAGAAAAUAAGAAAUUGGUCUUUCUUCGAGUUUUACAUGAUUAUCAUCUCAAUAUCACGUCCUUCCCUACGCGUAAAAAUAUCACAAUUAUUCUGGGAUUGUUUAAUAACUGGAAAAGUGACAACAGAUGACAUUUGUCACUUCAUUUCUGAGCAUGACAUCUUUUCACAUUUAUUUACUAAUAUUUCCUUGUUUGUUGACAUCCUUAUGACCACGCCUCCAUCAUUUAUUUCUCUUUCUUCAACUCCUAGAAUAUCAAACAUUAUUUUACAAGUUUUGAAAGUUUACAAUGAAUAUUGUGAAUCAUUUAUCGAACAAAUAUUGUCAUACGCAAUGAACGGUUCUAAAUUUAGUUCAUCAGCGUCACUUUUAACCUUAAUUUCAACAGAUAAAACAAUUUUGUCAAAAACAGUUUUACAAAUUGACGAUAUUUUGACAGAAUCUGCCGCAGUGUCAAUUCCUUGUUUACAAACUAUUUGUUACAUCAUUGCACGAUCAUGUCCGAUAGAAGUCACUUCACCUCUCUAUAUUUCAAUUCAAAAACGUCUUUUGCAUCAUUCCCAGAUAUUGAUUCAAGCAGGAAUAUCUUUGGCUUUCAAUUUUGCAAGAAUUUACAAAAGUGAAGUGACAGAAAUUAUGACAUGGGUGUUUAAAAGUGUCAAUGAUAAUUUUCUUGGUUUGAAACCAUCAAUUCUUUUAUCUGUCGUUGAUAUGAUAUAUACACUUAAUUUAGACGAAAUUUUUUUAGAAGAAAUCAUCACUUUUUGUUUAAAUUUGAUACAUGAUUUGAAAGUUUUAGUUUCUGUUCAAUGGAAAAAGGAUUAUUUGAUGCAGAGAACAAAAGAAACAAUUCAACAGAAAUAUGGAAUAAAACUUGAUACAAUUUCAACACAACAACAAGGUGAACUGGUCGGUGAACUGAUCAUGAUGAUACACAAAUUAAAAAACAAAAACCCUGGAAACGAAAAACUAAAUAAUAAUGAUGUUUUAUCGUUUAUGAAUGAUAUAAAAUCAAUUGGAUUUAUUUUACCGGAUAAAUUAUUCUCGGAAAACAAACAUCUGUCGUACGCAGAAAUGAAACAACUCAUGGUAAUAAGAUCUGCAAUUAUUCCUAUUGUUUGUACAACAAAAGACGAUAGAAUUAAUCGUCAACCGUUUAUAGAUAUUUUAUUUUCUAUCAAUAGCUUUUACAAAAGCCCAAUGAACACAACUAAGAGAUGGUUUAAGGAUUUGCAUCCCGAGAUAACGCAAUACUCCCCUUCUUUUGUUUUUCAUUGUAUUCAAACAGAAAAUUUUCAAUUUCCUCGUGACACUUUUUUUGUUUCAGAAAUUUUUAAUAGUUUAUAUGAUAUUUUCAUUGAUGAUUUGCAUGAGCAAAGGUUCUUCUUUGAUAAUAGAUUUACAUUUGUAAGAGAGGAUUUGGAGAAAGAAAUUCCAAGAAAAAUUUUGGAAAUUUGCGAAAAUUUAAUUAAUUUGACAAAAGAUCUGGAUAGAUCAAAAGACCAAUAUUAUAUCAUAAAUUAUACUCAAAUUGUAUGCAAUGGACUUGAUUUUGUUACUUUUUGUGUGAUAUCAGGUCGAGAUUUUGAAAUCGACUAUGUAAAUGACAUUUAUCCAAUGAUUAAUAGUUCAUACGAUGUAGGAAUUACAUCAAGACUUAUUGUAUUAGGCUUCCAAAUGAAUUUAGACAAGAGAAUUGUUUUUAAUUCGAUCAAUGACAUCAAACUCACCAAUUUCGUAUCAGAUCUCAUGACACAUCCAAUUAUUUAUCCAUAUGGUAUUCAAAACUUUGAAGAAAUUGUAAAUACGAAGCAGCCAAACUCAAAUUGGAGAUUUUUACUUUUGUUGACUUUGUUGACUGAGAAUUUUGAUGAAUUUUAUGAUAAAUUCUACACUUACAUCGAUCAGAUCCAUGAUAAACUUUUACCACCUUAUUUUGCAGUGACUUUGUCUGAUAUCUUAUCUUUUAAAAUGUCACUUUUUCCAGGAAGAGUUGCAAGUUUGUCACUUUUAUCGUUUGAAAUUUUGAAAUUGAUUUUUACUGAUGAUUUGAUAAUUUUUGAGACAAUGACUAGAUUGAUCGAUUCCCUUGUCGCGAUACAAGAUACAUCAGAACCGUCAGAACAAAUCGGCCAAGUUUGGGCGUUUUUAUCUGGAACACUUAGAAGUUUGAAGAGUUCUUCUUUUAAUGGAAAGAAAUUUAGAUUCUUAAAACGUCUAAAUGUUGCAUGCCAACAGAUUAAAAGACCUGAAAAUGCAACAUUUCAGAUUGUUGAAGAAAGUGAUGGCAAAAAUGAUGAUUUAUUCCAUUUCUCAAGCGAUUCCAGCAGUGACAGUGAAUUUGCAUCUGAUGAAGAAGAUAAAGGUGAUGAAUCAAGUGAGGACAUAUCAGAAAAAUCAUCUUAUUCAAGUCCUCCUUCAGAUUAA